This is a messenger RNA of Fukomys damarensis (Damara mole-rat), 1015 nucleotides long. RefSeq names its product ADP ribosylation factor like GTPase 9 (gene Arl9). The transcript is spliced from 4 exons. NCBI's taxonomy places the organism in Eukaryota, Metazoa, Chordata, Mammalia, Rodentia, Bathyergidae. Gene Ontology annotation, molecular function: GTPase activity; GTP binding. The coding region runs from base 59 to 895 and encodes 278 amino acids. The record is from RefSeq and is a predicted model, not a curated record.
GGUGGCUCCAGCGCGCAGGCGCGCUGAGUGCGGGGAGGAAGGACACGGGGCGGAGGGGAUGGAGAGGGGGAGAGCAAAGAAGGAGGCCUCCUCCAGGGGGGAAAUUAGGGGAGCGCGAAAGGAAGAGAAAAAGAAAGGGGCAGGAGAGACAAUCCAAGAAAAAGAAAAAGGGCAGGUGAACGGGAAGAACAGCAAGAGGAAAGAUGAGGAGGAAAAGUUGAAGGAGCAAGACAAAGAGAAGGGGAAAUGUAAAGGAAAACAAGAGGAAGAGAAGAGUGACUGCACCUGGACAAGUACCCUGCCCAAGCCACGGGAGGAAAGUAAGCAGAUCCUAGUUCUAGGCCUGGAUGGAGCAGGGAAAACCAGCAUCCUCCACACUUUAGCUUCAAACGGAGUCCAGCGCAGCUUGGCACCCACCCGAGGGUUCAAUGCGAUGUGCAUCAACACUGGAGGCGGCCUCAUGGAGUUCCUGGAGAGUAAGCCCUCUCACCACCAGUGUGGUGCGACCAGCACUGGGACCUUGUCCAGAGCAGCUCUGGUUGGUGGCAGUGAGCCUUUCCGUUCCUCCUGGGAGAUGCACCUGUCCAAAGGAUUGCUGCUGAUUUUCGUGGUGGAUUCAGCAGAUCACAACCGAUUGCCUGAAGCCAAGAAGUACCUUCAUCAACUCAUCGAAGCCCACCCAAUCCUUCCUCUGGUUGUGUUUGCACACAAACAGGAUCUGGAAGCAGCCUAUGACAUUACAGAUAUCCACGAAGCCUUGGCACUGUCUGAGGUGGGAAAUGACAGGAAGCUGUUCUUGUUUGGAACUCAAGUGACCAAGACCAGCACUGAGAUCCCCUCCAUCAUGGAAGAUGCCAAAGACCUGAUAGCACACCUGGCUGCCACCGGGCCUUGACUGGGCCCAGGCCCACUGUGGCCUCAGCUGCUAAAUGUCCUCAGGGAACACUGCACAGCAGGCCUGAAGUCAAAGUUUUCACCUUCAAAUAAAAGAUAAGCCAUUUCCUGUUUGUUUACU